AUGGCUACCUAUUUCAAUAGAAAUAUUGCAUUGGCCCUGUUUGGUGUGGACCAUCAAAAAAACAUUGCAAUGGUCGAUUACUUUUUGGAGUUUCAGUAUACUGGUACACAAGAUCAGUUUGAAACACAACAAAACAGAUUCAAAAUGUUGGUCAACCAAGCUAUACUCUAUUCCAACUCAUAUGAAAUUAUCGAAUAUCUUUAUCAAUAUUAUUUGACACACCAAACAUUGACAUUUACAAACCCCAUAGUAUAUUACUUUGGUUUUCAUCUAGACUCUAUGAUACAAAAGUUGGACAUUGAAAUGAUCGAGCUUGCAAUGAAAAUCGUUGGACAUGAUGACCUAGUCAUUCGAUCAAAUGAUUCUUGGGAGACCAUUGGAAAAUAUGGCAACGUCGAAUGGGUCGAAUUAUUUAGAUAUCCGGGUCGACCACAAUUUGGUCUCAAUCAAAUAUUUUCAUUGUCCAAAGGUGCAAUGUUAAACUCAAACUUUGAAAAUAGAAAUUCUAUAUUAAAAUUUUGUUUUAAAAAAUAA
Messenger RNA from Cavenderia fasciculata, 534 nucleotides. RefSeq lists its product as uncharacterized. NCBI's taxonomy places the organism in Eukaryota, Evosea, Eumycetozoa, Acytosteliales, Cavenderiaceae. The transcript has a single exon. Bases 1 to 534 code for a protein of 177 amino acids. The record is from RefSeq and is a predicted model, not a curated record.